Molecule: messenger RNA, 2140 nt
Organism: Camellia sinensis
Lineage: Eukaryota; Viridiplantae; Streptophyta; Magnoliopsida; Ericales; Theaceae
Gene: SWI3B
Product: switch subunit 3
Molecular function (GO): protein binding
Source: RefSeq, a predicted model, not a curated record
ACCUCUCUCUCUCUGCAACUCACCACGCACGCACACACACUCCUCUCAACAUCUCCCUCUCUCUGCGAAACCCUAACCUCACCUCUUAACACUCAAAGCGCUCAUCCUAAACAAAACCCUCCAUCCCUAAAUUGAUGAUUUGUCUUUUCAUCUCGAGAAAGGGAAACGAUGCUGCAAAUUUUCUUUGACCGCUACUGCUGUUGUUUAAAUUUGUGAAUUGCUGCUUCUGUAUGAAUUUUGAUGAUAUCCCCCUCAUCCCUCUCUUCCUCCCUAGUGCUGCUGAUUUUUGUUCUCCCUGUAACUACCAAAUAAAUGGGCACAAACUCACCGCCACCACAACCACAACCACCUGUCCAGGUCCAAGAGGUCCCAAGACCCUCUUCGGAACCCACCACUCUAAAGCCGGACUCCUCCCCAGCAAAUCCGACCACUACCAUCCCCACCCCCACCAUCAACCCCACCAUCAACCCCACCAUAGCUUCCAACGAUUCAAAAGAAACCCCAGUCACCAUCACUUCCAAACCGCAGGAACCACCUUCCUCCGAUGCUGACUUCAUAUACAUCCCGGGCUAUUCCAGGUGGUUUUCGUGGAAUAACAUUCAUGAAUGUGAGGCUCGGUUCCUCCCGGAGUUCUUCGAUGGGAGGUCGCCUUCGAAGAACCCUAGGGCUUACAAGUACUACAGGAACUCUAUUGUUAGGAGGUUCAGAGAAAACCCCACGAGGAAAAUCACCUUCACGGAGGCCCGGAAGACUAUCAUUGGAGACGUUGGAUCUGUUCGCAGGGUCUUUGAUUUCUUGGAGGCUUGGGGUUUGAUUAAUUACUCUCCGCCUGCCACAUCCAAACUGCCCUUGAAGUGGGAAGAUAAGGAGAGCAAGUCUAUCACAGCUUCGUUGCAGAGCACUGGUGAGCCCGCAGGUAGUGCGGCUGAUUAUAUGGUUCCGAAGAAGAGAUUGUGCAGUGGUUGCAAAUCAGUUUGCAGCAUUGCUUGCUUUGCUUCUGAUAAGUAUGAUUUGACUCUUUGCGCAAGGUGCUAUGUUCGCGGAAAUUAUAGGGUUGGUGUCAGUUCUUCUGAUUUCAGACGAGUUGAGAUCAAUGAAGAGAUAAAGACAGAUUGGACUGACAAAGAAACUUUGCAACUUUUAGAAGCUGUUAUGCAUUUUGGUGAUGACUGGAAGAAGGUUGCAGAGUAUGUUGGUGGUAGAAGUGAGAGAGAAUGUGUCACUUGCUUUAUCAAGCUUCCUUUUGCAGAGCAAUUUGUAGAAGAUCCGGAGUCUACUAAGGCUGACAACAAGUUUUGUCAAACGAAUGGCCAGAAUGAUACUGAAAUUGGAUCGCAAAGUUUUGGAACAGCAUUCCCAAACAAAAAAAUGCGUCUCAGCCCACUUGCUGAUGCAAGCAACCCAAUUAUGGCUCAGGCUGCUUUUUUGUCAGCUCUGGGGGGCGUAGAGGUUGCAGAAAUAGCUGCGCAUGCUGCUGUGAGAGCUCUCUCUGAGUUGAGAUAUAGAACAAUUAAAGAUAGUCCAGAAUCUCUCUCUGGUCAUGGAAGACAGCAAGAACCUGAUGCUACAUCUAAUGGUGACACCACUUUAAAAACAUUAGAAGGAGCUCAUGUAGAUGCGCAAUCCCAUGUUGAGAAGGAGGAGCAGGACUUGGAGAAAGCAAUCUCUCGCAUUGCUGAUGUGCAGAUGAAGGAGAUCCAAGACAAAAUUUCAUAUUUCGAGGAGUUUGAAUUACAAAUGGAUAGGGAGUGGCAGCAACUGCGGCAAAUGAAGAACCUGCUGUUUGUUGAUCAGCUCACUCUUCAUUUUCAUCAAAGUGCUGCACCGAAAAUUGCAGAGAGCAUACAGCAGAACAUUAAAACAGAAUGAUUCUGUUUCGUGAUUCUUACUCUCAUUUUUAUUUAAUUGAUUUCAUUCAAAAAGUAAAAUGUUAUUUUUGCCAUCAAUUUUCUUUCUCCUGAGGAUUAUCCCAACCAGUGAAAAAGAAUGUAUAUUACUGGUCAAUUUCCAGUCUUCAAUGGCUGCCUUCCUUCUUUUAUGAAAAACAACCGGCAGCACUCAGCAAGCUAAUGUGACUGUUUCUGACUGUAAACUUUGAAGUUAAAGUCUUCAUUUUUGUUCAUAGAACUAUUUCUUGCUC